Phytophthora infestans T30-4 is the source of this 2810-nucleotide messenger RNA. RefSeq names its product villin-like protein. Gene Ontology annotation, biological process: cytoskeleton organization. The coding region runs from base 43 to 2682 and encodes 879 amino acids. Gene Ontology annotation, molecular function: actin filament binding. NCBI's taxonomy places the organism in Eukaryota, Oomycota, Peronosporomycetes, Peronosporales, Peronosporaceae. The record is from RefSeq and is a predicted model, not a curated record. The transcript has 4 exons.
GCCUUGAAGGAGAGAGAAUCUUUCAUUACAAGCAACAACAACAUGGCGGACAGCGCGUUCAGUGAGGCGGGCAAGAAGGCUGGGCUUGAGGCCUGGCGCAUUGAGGAUCUAAAGCCUGUGGCCGUGCCAGCCGCCGAGCAGCACAAGCUGUACAGCGGCGACAGCUAUAUCUUCCUCAAGACGAGCGAGGCGACAACUGGCUUGACGUGGGACAUCCACUUCUGGCUGGGCAAAGAAACGUCCACCGACGAAAGUGGCGUUGCCGCGUACAAGACCGUGGAGCUAGACGACGCACUGGGCGGCGUACCGGUGCAGCACCGCGAGUGCCAGGGCCACGAAUCGCCGUUGUUCCUGUCGUACUUUAAGUCCACAGGUCUGCAAUACCUCGAGGGAGGUGUGGCCAGUGGCUUCAACGAGGUCAAGCGCGACGAGUACGUGACGCGUCUGUACCGUAUCAAGGGUAAGCACACGGUUCGCGUCGAGCAGGUGCCGCUGAAGAGCUCGUCGUUGAGCGUGGACGACGCCUACGUACUCGACGCCGGUCUUGAGCUCUAUCUGUACGCCGGCAAGGACGCUAACCGUCUGGAGAAGUCCAAGGCUCUUGAGUUCAUCACCAAGACCAGAGAAGCUCGUGGUGGUCGUGCUGACGUCACGUUCAUCGACGAAGACCCGGAGAACGUUGCGUUCUGGGCAGCUCUGGGCGGUUUUGAGACUGUGACGCGCUCGGGCGAGACGGACGAGCAUCACGAGAAUGCAGCCAAGAAGAACACAACGGUACUUCGUGUAAGCGGCGCCACUGACGACAAUCUGCAGGUUGCUGACGUCACUCCGUCAUCGGGAGUACUCACUAAAGACAUCUUGAAGACCGAAGACGUUUUUAUCGUUGACGUGGGCAACGAGGUGUUUGUAUGGGUGGGCAAGACCGCGUCUGAGAGCGAACGCAAGAACGCGUUGACUGUUGCUGUGCACUACUUGAAGAAGGAAGGUCGGCCGUCUCAUACGCCUAUUACUCGUGUGGUUGAAGAGGGAGAGACUCCGUUGUUCACUGCCGUGUUCAAGGCAUGGACGGAGCCUAAGGUGCUUAAGUUUGGCUAUCAACCGAGCAAGGGAGUUGCCAAGAUGCAGGAUGAUAAGCCGGUUGACGUUAAGGCGUUGGUGAAGGCUGCGUCGCAGGAUGAGGAGGAUAUUGGCGUGGAUCCGAACGGAGAUGGCAACCACCAAGUCACGGUGUGGCGUAUCGAGGACCUUGACAAGGUGGAAGUGCCUAAAGAGCAGUAUGGACAGUUCUAUGAUGGCGAUAGCUACAUUAUCCUGCAUGUGGUGACACCCUCGAGUGGCAAGCCUAGUCAGGUGAUUUACUUCUGGCAGGGACGCUCGUCCACGACGGAUGAGAAGGCUGCGUCGGCUCUGUUGGCCACGUUCUUGGACGACAGCAUGCACGGUACUCCUGUUCAGGUCCGUGUGACGCAGGGCAAGGAGCCGGCACAUUUCCGCGCGUUGUUUAAUGGAACGAUGAUCGUGCACGCCGGCGGCAAGGCCAGUGCAUUCACCAACCGUGACGAUGAAGAUUCGCACGACACAGAUGGAGUUUCACUGUACCAGGUGAAGGGGACCAACGAGAAGAACACACUGGCCGUUCAGGUGGACGAGGAGACCUCGAGCCUUACUUCUGGCGACUGCUUUGUGUUGGUGACACCUAGUAAGGUAUACGAGUGGCAGGGUAGCGGCAGUAGCUCUGUCGAGCGCGAGAUCGCGUCCAGAAUUGCCGCAAUCCUCAAGAAAAACCGCGAUGCCGACGUUGUAGAGGAAGGCAGUGAGUCUGACGAGUUCUGGGAGUUCCUGGGUGGCAAGGGCGAGUACGCUAAGACCAAGUCGUCGUUCGAAGCCCCGCACGAGCCUCGGUUGUUCCAGUGCUCGAACAAGUAUGGAUACUUCGACGCGCAUGAGAUCGUCAACUUCGGUCAGGACGAUCUCAACACGGACGAUGUGUUCAUCUUGGACACGUACACGACUCUGUACGUGUGGAUUGGAGCUGGUGCUAACGAGCCCGAGAGACGCGAGGCCAUGGCUCUCGCUAACAAGUACUUGGCUGUGGUCAAGAGUGAUGGUCGUGGCGAGGGCACGCCGAUUGUGGCCGUGCACUGCAACAACGAGCCACUUAUGUUUACAAGCAACUUCUUGGCUUGGGACGACGAAUUUUUCACCAAGAACGAGUUCCUGGACCCGUACAAGGCUCGUUUGCACAAGUUGAAGGAGGAGAAGGAGAAGAACGCCCCUAAGGACCUCCCUGGUACGAUCACGAACGAAGAUAUCCGUGAAAAGGAGACUCCGCAGUCUCCGAAGGCUCCGGCAUCGCUUAACGUGGCGGCAAAGGCAGUCCCUGUUCUACCGACGGAGGUUCCUGUCCCGAAGGCCACCCCAUCGUCGCCCAAGGUGACGCCGGUGUCACCGAAGGCUGCCGCUCCUCCCGCCCCCGCUUCUGCGAAGGCCACGGGUACCGCAGGCGAGACUUUCACAUACGAUGAACUGAGGGCUGGCGUUGAGGGGAUCGACAUUGCUAGAAAGGAGGACUACCUCACGGACGCCGAAUUCCACACGGUUAUGGAAAUGAGCAAGGACGAGUUUGAGAAACUCCCCAAGUGGAAGCAGCAGGCGAAGAAGAAGGAAGUCGACCUCUUCUAAGCUGCAAGACUGUGACUGGGGAGCCUUAAUUUUCUCUCGGUCGUGUCGUACAUGCUGUGAUGUGAAAAAGUUUUCAUAGCUUACGUGAAAUAUAGUAACGAAAUACAACAUGCAACAUUGCAACUGUA